This is a messenger RNA of Punica granatum (pomegranate), 628 nucleotides long. The record is from RefSeq and is a predicted model, not a curated record. NCBI's taxonomy places the organism in Eukaryota, Viridiplantae, Streptophyta, Magnoliopsida, Myrtales, Lythraceae.
UUGAGGAUAGUUUGCAUCUUAAACAUAGAGAUGGCUUUAUCCGUCGAGUCCGAUGUGGAGCUCAAAUCUCCAGCAGACAAGUUCUUCAAACGCCUUAGUAGUGAACUUCACCAUCUUCCUAAUGCAUCUGACAUAAUUCACGGGGUCGAAGUGCACGAUGGCGAUUUCAAAACUCACGGUUCUGUUAAGUCAUGGAGUUAUAGCAUCGAUGGAAGAAAGGAGAUUUUCAAGGAGAAGUUCGAGAUAGAUGAAGGGAACAUGACCGUGUCAAUGGUGGCUCUGGGAGGACACAUCCUGGAACAGUACAAGAGCUACAAGAUUGUCUACAACGUUUUUCCAAACGAGGGCGACAAGCUGGUAGUGUUGAAGAUUAAACUCGUGUAUGAGAAAUUUAAGGAGACCGAUCCCGACCCAAACAAUUACCUGCGCUUCCUGGUCAGCGUCUUUAAAGAUCUAGAUAACUACCUACAGUAAAAUUGCAUGGAGAAAUCCCUAGUGGGAUCAAUCGACUAGCCCUCAUUUUCAGUUAAAUAGAUAACGGAAAAGAGUUUGCCUCUUCCCCCUUGGGUGUGUAUUUGUAAAUUAAAAAAAAAAAAAAAGGAAGACACGAAGUGCUCAUGUGUUUUUU